AUGAAUUACUCAGCGAGCUGUUUUGUUGCCGUCCUCCUUUUGCUCGCAUGGCUUAUCGCCAACUUCGAAACUAAGAAACGCCGCAACGAUGCGAAAGCCGCGGCGCUGGGAUGCUUGCCACCCCCUAGGCGCGAAUCAAACUGGAUCGGCAGUACAAUUCUGAGAGAAUCUAUCCAAGCAACGAAAGAUGAUCGCGGCCCUCAGUACGUGGCCGAGAGCAUGGACCGCAUGUCGCCCUACUGUCACACUGCCAUUGACCCUAUCGUCCACUGUAACAUUGUCGUCACACGCGAUCCUGAAAAUGUUUGGGCGCUCUUCCACAGCCCAGACUUUGACAUCAGCAUCAUUCGACAACGCAGCUUCGAGCCGCUUCUCGGGAACGGGAUAUUCACGAGUCGGGGCAAUGCCUGGAAGCAUAGCCGCACUCUCCUGAAACCUCAUUUCAGCAAAGAGAUGAUCGGUGAUGUGGGCCUACAGGAGCAACAACUGAACAAUUUGAUCCGACAUUUGCCUGCCGAUACCAAAACCGGGUGGACGGAGAAAGUGGAUCUUGCGCCCUUGUUCUUCAAGCUUUCCCUCGACACCGCGACCGAAUUCAUCUUCGGGCAGUCCAGCAACUCGCUCCAGCAGGGCGGCGGGGUUGGCGAAACGCUCGCUUAUCACAUAGAGGCUGCCAAGGUCUGGAUCGACCGUCGUGGAGGUCUCGGCAAGUUCUACUGGCUGCUAAAUAGCAGAAAGUCCAGACAGCAUUGCAAGGCCAUCCACAAGUUCGCUGACAAAAUUGUCGCUGACCGGCUGGCGAACCCGCCCGCGAAGGCUGACGCAUCAUCUCAGUUCAAUCUGCUCAAUGAGCUUCUGAAGGAGACAAAGAACAAGAGACAACUGAGGAAUGAGAUGCUAAAUGUUCUUCUUGCUGGCCGCGACACUACGGGGUGUUUGCUCGGAUGGAUAUUCUACUUCCUCGCUCGGCAUCCCCAGGUUUACGAUACUCUGCGGCACAGAAUAAUCGAGCAGCUGGGACGUGAGCCGGCAGACUUCCAUGCAUUGAGUCAAGUCGACUACCUCAGGUGGGUUAUCAAUGAGUCGCUCAGGGUGGCGUCCGUCAUACCCCUGAACGAGCGAGUGGCGCUUAGAGACACAACGCUGCCGAGAGGCGGCGGACCGAAUGGGAACGCGAAAGUGUUUAUCCCCAAGGGAACUCAGGUCUUGAUUCCACUCUACGCCAUGCAGCAUAGACCGGAUAUUUGGGGCAAGGACGCCGAAAAAUUCCGUCCCGAGCGAUGGGAGUUUCACAGACUGGGACCCGAGUUCGUCCCUUUCGGCGCAGGGGUUCGCCAAUGUCUUGGUCAGCAGUUUGCUCGCAACGAAGUUAGUUACGUGGUGUCGAGAUUCUGUCAGCGUUAUGACCGUAUCGAGAACAUGGAGGUCGGAGACGGCAGGAUCCGGCUGCAUCAUGCUGUCGAAAAUAGGUCUGGCACUGGUGUCCAAGUGCGACUGCAUGAAGCACAUAAUUCGGUGUAG
This is a messenger RNA of Pseudomassariella vexata, 1521 nucleotides long. RefSeq names its product putative cytochrome P450. The transcript is spliced from 2 exons. The coding region runs from base 1 to 1521 and encodes 506 amino acids. Lineage: Eukaryota; Fungi; Ascomycota; Sordariomycetes; Amphisphaeriales; Pseudomassariaceae. The record is from RefSeq and is a predicted model, not a curated record. Gene Ontology annotation, molecular function: oxidoreductase activity, acting on paired donors, with incorporation or reduction of molecular oxygen; monooxygenase activity; iron ion binding.